Rhineura floridana is the source of this 4043-nucleotide messenger RNA. RefSeq names its product splicing regulatory glutamic acid and lysine rich protein 1 (gene SREK1). Bases 78 to 2201 code for a protein of 707 amino acids. Lineage: Eukaryota; Metazoa; Chordata; Lepidosauria; Squamata; Rhineuridae. The record is from RefSeq and is a predicted model, not a curated record. Gene Ontology annotation, cellular component: nucleoplasm. The transcript has 12 exons. Gene Ontology annotation, molecular function: RNA binding.
CUUUUUCUUGUUUGUUAUGACUUCCGUUUCCUCCUCUGUAUGCGUUAGUUCGGCCAGACUGCACAGUAGCCGCCAUCAUGAUGAACAGCGGUGGUAUCGGGGUGCCGCUCGGCUUCCCUUUGACCCCUACUUCGGUUAUCCAAGUCACCAAUUUAUCCUCGGCGGUCACUAGCGAGCAGAUGCGGACGCUCUUCGGUUUCUUAGGUGACAUCGAGGAGUUGCGUCUCUACCCUCCGGACAACGCACCACUUGCUUUUUCCUCCAAAGUAUGUUAUAUUAAGUUUCGGGAAUCUUCAAGUGUUGGUGUGGCCCAGCAUCUUACAAACACGGUUUUUAUUGACAGAGCUCUGAUAGUUGUCCCCUGUGCUGAAGGUAAAAUUCCAGAUGAAGCCAAAGCCCUAUCUCUCUUGGCUCCUGCUCCUACAAUGACAAGCCUGAUUCCUGGUGGAGGGUUGCUUCCUAUACCAACCCCACCUGUGAGUUCAAUUGGCAUUCCUCUUGGUUCAUUGGGUGCGAUUCCAGCAGCAGCGUUGGAUCAUAAUAUUACAGCUAUUGGAGACAUACCCCAGCCGCCCAUUAUGGGCAAUGUGGAUCCUUCCAAGAUUGAUGAAAUUAGAAGGACUGUGUAUGUUGGAAACUUGAAUUCCCAGACUACCACCGCUGAUCAGCUUCUUGAGUUUUUUAAACAAGUUGGAGAAGUCAAGUUUGUGCGGAUGGCUGGCGAUGAGACUCAACCAACACGUUUUGCUUUUGUGGAAUUUGCUGACCAAAAUUCUGUACCUAGAGCCCUUGCCUUUAAUGGAGUUGUGUUUGGAGACAGGCCGCUGAAAAUAAAUCACUCCAAUAAUGCAAUAGUGAAGCCUCCUGAAAUGACACCGCAAGCAGCUGCUAAGGAAUUGGAAGAAGUGAUGAAGAGAGUACGAGAAGCCCAGUCUUUUAUAUCUGCUGCUAUUGAACCAGAGUCUGGAAAGAGCAGUGAAAGAAAAGGUGGUCGGUCGCGCUCCCAUUCACGUUCAGAAUCCAGAUCUAGUUCAAAAUCUCGAAGGAAAAGAUCACACUCAAAACGCAGGAGUAGAUCCCGUGACAGAUCACACUCUAGCCAGAAGGACAGACGCAGAUCCAGAACUCCACCCAAAAAGCGCUCGAAAUCUAAAGAGAGGCUGAGGUCAAGAAGUCGUUCACCUUCUCGGGAGAAGAGGAAGGAAAGCAAAGAGAGGAUCAGAGAGAAAGAAAAAAUUAGUAGAGAGAGAGACAGAGAGAAGGAAAAAGAGAAGGAAAAAGAGAAGGAUCGAGACAAGGACAAAGACAGGGGCAGGGAGAAGGAAAGGGGCAGGGAGAGGGAGAGGGACAAGGAGAAGACCAAGGAUAGAGACAAAGAUCGAGCAAAAGAAAAGGACAAAGACCGAGAGAGAGCUCGAGAAAAGGAAAAAGACAAGGAGAAGGAAAAAGAAAGAGACGUGGAGAAAGGCUCAGACACAGAAAAAGACAAGGCAGAGGAUUUGGACAAAGUGGGGGGAAAGAGAAAAGAGAGGGAGACAGAGAAGGAGGGAGGCGAGGAGAAGGAUGACAAGGGUGACGUCAAGGAGAAAGACCACGAGAAAGAAAAAGAGGGGGAGAAAAGCAGUGAAAGAGAAAAAGGGAAGGAAGCCGAGAAGCCAAAAGUUAAAGACAAGGAAGGAGAGAAAGCAAAAGACAGAGAGAAGGAUCGGGAACGAGAAAGAGAGAAAGAGAGAGAUGAAAAAAGGAAGAAGGAGAAGAGAUCCAGGACGCCCCCCAGAAGCUACAGUUCCUCAAGAAGAUCACGGAGUUCCAGCAGGGACAGACGGAAGAGGAAGAGCCGAAGUCCCUCAAAGUCUCCCAGAUCAUCUAAAGUUGCAAAAAGGAAAUCUUCCCGAUCUCCAUCUCCAAGGAGAAACAAGAAAGACAAAAAGACAGAAAAGGAGAGAGAUUUGAGUAAUGAUAGAAGAGAAAGGGAGCGAUCUACCUCCAAGAAAAAGAGUAGCAAAGACAAAGAUGUUAAAGAGAAAUCUGAUAAAACCACAACUUUGAAGGAUAAGGAUCUGAGUAAAGAGAACCAGAAUUCUGAAAUUGACAAAGCAGAGAAGGAGGAUAUAGCUGUUGCAGAAGAAGUCAAACUACAGCAUAAUGGCAACUGUCAACCAAAUGAAGAAAACCUCUCAGUUAAAACAGAAGAUGUGUAGAGUACUGAAUGGACCUCUGACCCAACUGUGUGGAUAGAGAGACAAAGCUUUUCCUCCCCUCCCCCACAAUCCACCAAAAGAGGAUACAAAUUGUUGAGCAAUCAACCGGACAUGUUGUAUUAUGCUAGCAGCUCUCCUGGUUCUUAUGAUGGUUUGAUCAUCUUGAAGAUGAGCAAGAAGCAGCACUGACCAAUAGGAUGCGCUAUGACAAGAGCAAACAGCAUCUGUAAGAAUCCAUGUAUUUCUGUGAUGAUAAGAUUGGUCAACAGCUGUUACAAAUAAAUGGAAAGCUGUAAUCUGUACUACCUAGAAAAGUUACUGGGGAUGCAUUCAGAGUUGUUAAAAUAUUGGUAGUUUUGAAUUUUAUGUUUUGCUUUGUGGGUUUUUAAACUAAACUCAAUGUGAUACGUUUUGAUAAUGUGCUUGAAAAUGGUGCAGAGAUACACAUGCUUCCCUUGUUGUUGUACAUGACAGUGAUGAAAAGUUUUAACCUAACAGUUUUACAGUUAUUGUGUUCAUGCCCACAAAGGCAAGUGAAGAUUCUUUACUUUGUUGCUUGUGACUUUCCUUUUAUAUUUUUAAGUAAUUUCCUUACAAGUAAGUCUAAAAGCUUUCUCUUACUAGUAGUUGAUCAGUGCAUGCUAAUGUUCAGAUUCUAGAAAGAACAUCCAUGUUUAUACUAGAUUUCCAUUCUUCCAACUAUAAGCACAUCUAUGUAGUAAUCUUCAAACAACUGGCUUUGUUUUGAGCUAUACUGCAGUGUGCCCAAUCACCUGCAAAUAGGACAGAUACCCAUGACAAAAAUAAAUGUUUUGCUUUUGAACUGGGAUGUGAGAGCACAAGCUGAUGCUUUAGUGCCUUUGAAACAGAAUAGUAAUUUCUAGGAAUUACAUGCUUUUUAAUCCCUUCGUCUAAUCUAUCUUCUAGAUGAUUCAUACCAGUAGGCAAGCAUUUGAUAGAUCUGUCAGCCUUGUCAGUACUUGGUCAUUUGAUAACUGGUUGAAUGAAAAAAAAAAAGGUUCAUAGCUAAAAUCAAGGAUCAUCAUAUGGUGGAAUGACCCUAUCUGAAAUCCAGUCCAUCUAUAAACUAACUACCUUAUGGCAAGUUAGUGAAUUGAACAGUUUUAAUAAAAGUACAUCUUCACUGGGUUAUGGACUAGGCUGGGUAUUAUCAUCAAAAUCAAAAGUGCCCUUUAAAUGUUUACCCUAUUUUGGACAUUCUUAAGAGUUUCUUCAUUUCUAACACCAGUUGUGAAACAUGAUAGGAACAGCUUGCAAGUUCUCCUUGGAGAAGUAAUCGCCCAGAUUCCUGUUUACUAGUUGGGAAAUAGCAUGUAAGAGAACAGAACAUGACAAAUGCAACUCUCAUUUCAGCAUUGCAAGACUGACAACAAAAGCUCAUACCUUAAAAUAUUAUUACACUAAAAUCAAGAACUAUUUUGAAUAUAGUAUAAUACAAUCAAAUUGCCUUACCUCACGGGAGUUAUGGAAAAGCCAAGUAAAUAUAUUAGCUUUCAUUUUGUGUUCUCUAAAUUACAGUUCAUUUCAUUUUUCAUUUUUUCAAAUUACAGUUAAUAGAAGUGUAAGCCUUUUUUUGGUGAAUGGGAAAAUUAAAAUACACUGUAAGGAAAUGAAGCCCAUUGAUUGUGACUCUGCUUUAAUAGCCCAUCUUUUUUGUUAUAGUUUAAAGGGGUUUUCCCCCCUCCUUUUGGACUCUGUGUACAUUAAACUAUAGUGUAUGCUUUACCAUGUAAAGUAUGGACAGUCAUUUUUUUAUGUUUAAGCCACAUGACGUUGGCUAGCACACAGCUUAUUCUGACAAUAAAGGAAUGACAAAUCUCA